AUGAUUUUACUGUAGCCCGUCUUCCUCCCUUGGUCACUGAAUAGCAGCUGCGGCGAACCCAAAGCCGAUCUCCCACUUCCGACCACUUUCUCCUCUCCUCCUCUUCUUCUCCUUCUUUCUUUCUUGCUUUCUUUCUUUCUUCUUCUUCUUCUUCUUCUUCACUGUUCCACUGAUUGUCACCCCCUUUCUUCCCUACCACUGUCGUUCCACCCGAACUGCCACUGCAAUUCCUAGCAGUGGCAGCAUUCUUCACUCCCUCUCUCUCAACUCUUUCUAUUCCCUAUUCUCCCAUGAAAUAAAUAGAAGAGGGGCCAAAUUCGAAGAUCGAUUGUUCCUCUUCUUCCCAUUCGAAGGCACUGUCCAUUCUUCACCCACAUCUCAACACUAAACAGAGGUGGUGGCAACUUUUCAAAUUGAUUAAAGCAGAGAUCCAAGAUCCGAUCAUAGUCAUUCACCAAUAUCUAGUUCGAUCAGUCACCAUUCAUUUCUCCUCUACAACUUAAGCAUCGCAGGUAUUCCUGUGCAGAUAGUUCUUACUCCACAUUCGUAUGAGUUGGGAGUAGAGGGGUUGGUUUGGUUCAGCCUAGGUACCUCUCGUACCAUCACAGAAAUUGUUUUGCCCCUUCCUUGCCUGGUCCAUUUAAAUGGGUGGUUUUCUGUUCUCCCUUAAUGGUCAAUUGAAAUCGUUCUCACCGAAUAGAAGAACUCAAGAAAGAAGCAACAAAGGAGGAUGAAGCCGAUGCUAAAGAAGCCCAAGGUGGAGACGGAUUCGGAGACGGGGGUGGAAGAGAAAGAAGGAGACAGCCACAGGGAUGAGGAAGAAGCGCUGGUUGCGCUCAUAGAGCACAGAACCAAAGAAGUCGAGCAUCUCCAUCAGAGGAUAACCUAUUACAAGUCCCAGCUUGAACAAGCAGAGAAGCGGUUACAUGAUUCACAAUCUAAACUGGCACGUCUUCGAUCCCAAGACAAUAUAAGAGGAUCUAAGAAACUUAUGGAUAAUUGUGUUACAGAAGUGAAAGUGGUGCAUGGGUCAACAAGCUCUAUUCAAAUUGAUCAAGAUCAUUCUCGAACCCGCACUCAGUCUAGACCUCAACUUCUUAUUCCUGCAGUGAAUCCCCAAGUUGCAGAACAUGUAAAGUUGCCAGAGUUCAAUAUGAAAGUUUUGGCUGAUAAUGAGAAUCAAGCUACUGCAUCUUUUUCUACUCAAUCAAAGAGUCUUGAGAAAAUUAAGGGGGGCAUUUCUAAGCAGGAAGUUGUUGAGUUGCAAGAUAAAGGGACAAAAAGGAAGUCAGAACAAAAAGAAUUUAAGGAAUUGAUUCCAUUGAUACGUAGCAGUUCAUCACCAUGCAUAAUUCGUUACCGUCCAGGUUCCCAUGUUUCCAGUCAACAUAAGAGAAAGUUGAGGAGUCUUGCUUUGAAUCCAAUUAAUGGUGAACUCUUUAUAACAAGUGCUUUGGACGGGGUUGUUAACCUAUGGCAAAUUCAGGCAAAAGGAUCAAGUGCCUCCCUACUUAGUAGUACAGAUUGUGUAUCCCCAAAACAAAGGAGAUGGCCUGAAGAUAUAACCUGGCACCCGCAGGGGAGUAGCCUAUUUUCUGCGUACAGUGCUGAUGGUGGAGAUUGUCAGAUUUCAAUCCUAAAUCUCAAUAAAUCAGAGGAAAGGAAGAGAGUAACCUUCUUGGAAGAAAAGCCUCAUCUCAAGGGAAUUAUCAAUAGCAUAGUUUUCAUGCCAUGGGUUGAUUUAUGUUUCGCAACUGGUGGAAGCGAUCAUGCUGUGAUACUUUGGAAUGAGAAAACUGGUGAAAACUUAUGGAAACCAAAGGCCUUACACAGGAAUCUGCAUUCUUCAGCUGUCAUGGGAGUUGCUGGCAUGCAGCAAAAGCAGAUUGUAAUGUCCGUUGGUGCAGACAAGAGAAUCAUUGGAUUUGAUUUGCUAGCUGGAAGAGCUGAUUUCAAGCAUCAAAUAGAAAGUAAAUGCAUGAGUGUGUUGCCCAAUCCAUUGGACUUCAACCUAUUCAUGGUGCAAACAGGGGCUCCCGAGAAGCAGCUUCGGUUGUUUGAUAUCAGGUUGAGGCAGACUGAGAUUCAUGCAUUUGGAUGGAAGCAAGAAAAUAGUGAAUCACAAUCUGCCCUAAUAAAUCAGUCUUGGUCUCCUGAUGGUUUAUACAUCACAUCUGGCUCAGCAGACCCCAUGAUCCAUAUCUUUGAUAUCAGGUACAAUGCUCAAAGACCUUCUCAAUCAAUAAAAGCACACCAGAAGAGAGUUUUUAAAGCAGUUUGGCACCAUUCCAUCCCACUUCUCAUUUCCAUAUCUUCUGAUCUGCACAUUGGGUUGCACAAAUUGGCCUAAAAAUGUACCGAGCUAACUUCUACAUUUUCUGUCCCAUUAUGCACCUAUUUUUGUUUUAUCAGAUGAGCUCUUUAUAUGUAAAGGAACUGCAGUUCGUCGGUGUUUUUCAAACAGUAAAAGCAAAGCCAUGAUGGGCCAUAAGUAAUGAAAAAAAAUUAUACUCUGGGAAUAUGAAGAAUAUCUACAAAAUGGCCUGUUUUUAACGUG
Molecule: messenger RNA, 2557 nt
Organism: Nelumbo nucifera (sacred lotus)
Lineage: Eukaryota; Viridiplantae; Streptophyta; Magnoliopsida; Proteales; Nelumbonaceae
Product: transducin family protein / WD-40 repeat family protein
Molecular function (GO): protein binding
Source: RefSeq, a predicted model, not a curated record